CGUUUGCGCUCCCGGGCUUGGAAAAUAUUUUCUGUUUGUUUAGGUGGGCACGGGUGCGCUGCUGCUGGGUGGUCUUUUUUCCGUGUGCAGGAAUUUCGAGGAAAAGCAUCGACUCAGCGACCGAGAGGGGGGAAAAAACGGCACCAGCCUGCAUUUUCUCAGCUCUGACUCGAUGGUGGGAUAAAAGGGAAAACAACUGCUUUUCACUGCCAGAAAGAUUACCCUGGCUUCCGAAACAAUCUCAACCGUGCUUUUGGCAACCAUGUCGCUGGUCGUUUGAGCUUGCCUCGCACUGUACUGGCCAACUAGCAACCGGCACGCGAAUGGAUUUCUCAGAAGCGCUUAAAAUUCCUAUUGGAAAAUCACACGCCCCACUGCCUGGGGGUGGCAUCGUGAAUGGUGGAGCUCCGGGCAGCAGUGCCGGUGGGGGUGGUGUUGGUGGCGGCGGCGGCGGUGGUGGCAGUGUACACCUUCCGGACCAGCAGGGAGCCGGGUACGUGACGGAGAAGCUGUACAUGCUGCUCCAGCUCUACCUGCAGAACAAGGGCUGGAACCCGUCGGUCGAGCUGCUGCAGUGCUUUGCCGAGCUGAAGGACACGCCGGUGCUGCCCAGCGCGGCCUACCUGCAGGCGCUGGCGAGCCGCGUCGCGCUGGACAACCAGGGCCGGCUGGUGCUGCGCGAGUCCGGCAAGAUCGUGCUGCCGUACGAGCACUUCGCGAACGCGGUCAUGCUGAAGCACAUGUCCGGGCCGCACGGGCUGCACCUGAGCAUCGAGGCGACGGUCCGGGCCGUGAUGGACUCGUACACGAUCGGGCGCGACUGCUUCGGGAUGGAGAAGGAGUUCAUCGUGGAGGUGGUCCAGUCCUGCCCGAGCCCGGCCUGCCGCUACUACAAGGGCCAGCUGGGCGUCGGGUCGUACAUCGAUCCGACCGCGUUCGGCGCCACCAGCGGCGCCACUGCCAGCUCGAGCGGUGCAGGAGCCGGCGGUGGGGGAGGAGCAGGAGGAGGAGGAGGAGGGGGUGGAGUAGCACCACAGCCAACGCUACCGCCGCCGCCGCCACCGCCGCCAGCACCCGGGCACCUGAGCUCGGCGGAGUAUUUGACGCAUCUGCAGCAGCAGCUCGGCCAGCAGAGUGCCGGUCUGUUCGAGUUGGGAGUGGGCGAGCGCGAUCCGGCCAAGGCGCUGCUCGGGCAGGCGGCGAAGCACGCCAAGGCGACCGCAUCGCCCCAGCACCAGCAGCCGCACAUGAGCGCCGCACUGUUUCAGCAGCAGCAGCAGCAGCAGCAGCAGAGUCGUGCCAUCGUACAGCCGAAAGCUCCGCCACCGUUCGACGGGUUCAGCAAUCUGUCCGCGUUCGACAAGCAGCGGAUGCUGCAGCAUCUCCAGGACAAACAGAAGCAUUUCGAGGCGGGCCACGUGGCUCCGUCGCACGUGGUCGGCACGGGCGUGCACGGUGCGUCCGUUAUGAGCAAGCAGCAGCAGCAGCAACAGCAGCAGCAACAACAGGCAGCGACACUGCUGCACCAGCACCAAACACAGGCCCUUCAGUCGUCGGCGGUGCCGCAUCACCAUCUACAUCAUCCCUCGCAGCAGCAACAAGCGCAACAGCCACCGUCGCAACUACCACCAUCGGUGGUAUCCUCCCAGCAGCAGCAGCAGCAGCAGCAACACGCCCCGCCACCAACCAUGGUGGGACCACUGAUGCCGCCGAUGAUGAGCCAACCGCAGCAGCAGCAGCAGCAGCAGCAACAGCAACAGCAGCAGCUGGCCAUGCAAGCUCACCUGAGCCAGCCACCGCUGCAGACGGUCAACAUGGACACCGGGCACAAGCUGUCCGACUACAUGCGCGGUGCCGUCGAUCCGCACGAGUGCGUGUCGGCGGCCAGCAGCGAGCUGCUCGCGCUGCACAGCGGCGCCUGGAACCAGGACCGGGGCGCCGGCGACGGUGCCGCCAUCAGCCAGGACAAGAUCAUACGCGCGUUCAGCGAGCUGAUGCGCAACAUCGCCAAGAUGAAGACGUUCAUCCGGCCGAGCAUGUGCAAACCGUACGGCAAGCAGUCGGAAAGCUUGCAGAAAACACUGUUCGACACCAUACAGCUGCUGCAGAUGCUGCGCAACUGUCUGCCGGCACCGCACAUACCCGUCUCCUCCUGGAAGGGUACCGAUGGGACCGGCGGCGGUGCCGAGACGGCAUUAAACUGAAGCGCAGAAGUACGAGCCUGCCCCCCCCCCCC
Molecule: messenger RNA, 2236 nt
Organism: Anopheles merus
Lineage: Eukaryota; Metazoa; Arthropoda; Insecta; Diptera; Culicidae
Exons: 3
Coding region: 324-2204 (626 amino acids)
Source: RefSeq, a predicted model, not a curated record